This is a messenger RNA of Andrographis paniculata, 1263 nucleotides long. RefSeq lists its product as uncharacterized. The transcript is spliced from 5 exons. The record is from RefSeq and is a predicted model, not a curated record. Gene Ontology annotation, biological process: ribosomal small subunit biogenesis. Bases 54 to 1001 code for a protein of 315 amino acids. NCBI's taxonomy places the organism in Eukaryota, Viridiplantae, Streptophyta, Magnoliopsida, Lamiales, Acanthaceae.
AUGAGUUUUCAACAUAGUAACGGAUAUUUUUUUUCGAGGAACGGACUUCAGCGAUGAACUUAAUUGCAACAACUGGCUGUACGGGGGCACGCCUUUGCUGGGGAUGGCCAGGAAAUCCUACUCCAGAACGAGAACUGCUGCCUACGGGUUAUAUUGCUCGCUCUUUCCCAGUAUAUCGCUUACCAUCUGUCGGUACUCGUCGAAGUCUUUUUAUUGCCUCUGCAAAGAAGAAAAACUCGAAAGCAGAGCAAGUAUUAAAGCCUUCUAUUAUUGAAGAAGUGUAUGUGGACAAAGAUGGCGAUGACGGUGAAGAAGAUGACAUUUUUAUCGAGGACUUUGAUGAUGAUGAACUUGAAGGCGAUACUUAUUUUGAGGAUGAUUAUUUUGAAGAAGAGGCAGAACUCGCUGCAGGGGAUGGAGCUGGAGGCGGUGGAAUAGCUCUUGCUGGGACAGAGUGGGAUAGGACAGCUUUAGAAAUAGCUGAAGAAGUUGUUUUAUCCUUUGAUGAUGAGCUGGGAAUAUACGCCUUCCGGACACUCCUUAAUGCCACCAUUCAAAUUCGUGUAGAAAGACUAACAAAUAAGUCGGGUUCUCCCAGCAUGGAAGAUAUAGAAGCUUUCUCUACAAAAUAUAGAGCACGGCUUGAUGAAGCUGAAUCUGAUGGAUCAAUACCUGGAAACAUAUCACUAGAGGUUUCUUCACCCGGUGUCGAAAGGGUCCUGCGGAUCCCAGAAGAUCUUGAUCGAUUCAAGGACAGGAACUUAUAUGUAAAAUACAUGGCUUCAGCAAUGGAUACUGGCGCAUUAAGUGAACAUGAUGGGGUCUUCAGGCUUAUGUCGUUUGAUUCCGAAGCCAAGUCUUGCACAUGGGGAUUAGCCAAUGUAAGGAUUAAUAGAGAAAAGUCAGGGAAAGGCCGGCCACUCAGCAAAAAACAGAAAGAGUGGCGAUUGAGCAUUCCCUUGGAUGCCAUACGGUUAGUUCGACUGUAUUCAGAAAUGUAAACUUUCAAAUCAAAAUAAUCACUCGGCACAUACAAAUAUACAUGCAUAGAUCUUUUCUUUCGUCUAUAAUAUAAUAUUUUCUUGGAAAAGAGAGAAUCCAAUAAAUUGGAAUGCUAUACACACUGCUUUUUUUGCUACAACUUGCCAUGUUUUAUGUUGAUGUCACCUUCCAAUUCUGGAUAUAUGAUUUAAAUUAUGUCCGGGAAGCAAGAAAAGUAGAAAACCACUUGUUUAUGGUCUACCGCUAUUCACCUCUUCUUUU